AUGGCCGCAAGUGUUCUAGCAUUUGGAUUGUCCACAACAACUCGACUAACACGGGGCUUUGGUCGGACACUCUCUGGAUCUCACAAGAGGUCAGUGCAAAAACGGGUUCGAUUUCUUUGUAGCACAACAUCAAAUGACAAGAAGCGGGUUGUUUUCCUUGGUACACCGCCCGUCGCGGCCCGAGCUCUGAAGACAAUAAACAUCGCUGCGUUGAAGCCAGACUCGUCCUUUUCAAUAAUAGGGGUUGUUACCCAACCACCAGCUCUAGUUGGGAGAAAACGGGUACUGACAAAUUCUCCGGUGCACACGCUGGCGGAGGAACUCUCCAUCUCAACGAUAAUGACGCCAGCGAGUGCGAAGGAUCCCGGCUUUUUGGAUCAACUACGCAGUCUGGCGCCAGAUCUCUGUAUCACGGCCGCCUACGGCAAUUUCCUCCCGAAAGCCUUUCUAGACAUUCCACCUUUUGGCACGCUGAACAUCCAUCCAAGCCUUCUCCCCGAAUUCCGUGGUGCUGCGCCCGUCCCACGUGCUCUCGAAGCCGGGGUGCAAACCACGGGGGUCUCAAUAUUGUUGACGAUCCUCAAAAUGGAUGCCGGGCCCGUGCUCGCGCAACGCAUACGCGAAUUGAAGGGCGACGAACAAGGCCCGGAAUUACUCGAAGAGCUUUUCGCCUCCGGUUGCGAAGCUUUGCUUGACGUGUUGCCGAGCGUGUGGGAUGGUACAGCUCAGCAUAUUGCGCAGGACCACGAUGCGGCGACGCAUGCGGCGAAGCUUUCGAAGGACGAGGCGCGGUUGAGCUUCACUGAAAACGCAUGCAUCAUUCACAACAAGGUGCGGGGGUUUGCGGGGUGGCCGGGGACGUGGGGGGAUUUCGUGCUCCGGGGCACGGAUGGAGAGCGGCAGGAAGUGCGGCUGAAGGUGCUUGAGACCGUGGUGCUGCGACAGGAGGGAGGGAUGUGCCUGGGUGUGCAUGAUGUCUCUUUCGAUGAGGACAAUAAUUGCCUCGCCGUCACGUGCGACGACGGGAGCAAGAUUGGGGUGCUCCAGGUGCAGCCGCCGGGGAAGAAGGGCAUGGAUGCCCGCAGCUUCUGGAACGGGCUCCGAGGCAAGAGUGUCGGGCGGAAACGGGUACCUCAUUGA
Molecule: messenger RNA, 1140 nt
Organism: Chondrus crispus (carragheen)
Lineage: Eukaryota; Rhodophyta; Florideophyceae; Gigartinales; Gigartinaceae
Exons: 1
Coding region: 1-1140 (379 amino acids)
Biological process (GO): biosynthetic process; conversion of methionyl-tRNA to N-formyl-methionyl-tRNA
Molecular function (GO): methionyl-tRNA formyltransferase activity
Source: RefSeq, a predicted model, not a curated record